AUGCCGUUCUAUGUUGUUAAUAGCAACCUCAAUCGUAUGUGGAGAAGGUACGGGCUGGUUAAUGUUGCCUCCAAUUAUGAAGGUUUUUUUCUCUUCAAAUUCAAUAAUGAAGAGGGUAUGUCCUAUGUUCUUGAAAAUGGACCAUGGCUUGUUAAUGGCAUUCCGUUAUUUGUUAGCAAAUGGAAAGCGGGUAGUUCUCUUGGAAAACCGGAACUUAAAAAGCUACCUAUUUGGGUUAAUCUCUAUGGCGUUCCUCUUGAAGUUUGGAAUGCACAGGGACUGAGUGAAUUGGCAAGUGGAAUAGGGAUCCCUCUAACCCUUGAUCGUGCCACGGAGGAAAGAUGUAUAUCUCAGUCUGGGCGUGUUGGGUUUGCCAGAAUACUGAUAGAAGUUUCUGCUGAUAAGGCCAUAGCAGAUGAAGUUAUUGCUUUGGUACCUUCUUUGGAUGGUACUGAAGAGAAGGAGGUCAUUAUUAGAGCUAUGUAUAAUUGGAAGCCAGCUCGAUGUAAACAUUGCAAUAUCUUUGGCCACUCUUUCAUUGAUUGUACUGCACGGCCAUUGACUGAUGAUGAAAAGAAAGCUGCUAUUUCAAAGGAGGAGGCUAAAAAAGAUCAGAAAGUUGGGGACGAUGGGUUUCAGACCGUUGGCAGGAAAAACCGACCUGUCCAGAAUCAGGUUAAAAAUGUGGGCUUUCAGACUUCUAAGGGUGGUGGUAAUCAGCAGAGCAGCAAUUCUAAGGGUAGUACUAAGUCUUGGGUCCAGCAAAGAUUUUAUUCUCAGGGUCAAAAAACUUCCCAAAUUGGCUCUAAUCCGGUUGGGAAGAAAUUCAAUGGAACUACUGGCAAACAGGAAGCUACUCUGUCUUCUCAAAAGAAGGGUAAUGAUGGGGAUCUUAAAAAUGGACAGACUCUGAAUAGGCAGCUAAAAAGUGGAGCACCUACUGGUUCAUCAAAAGGGAGUAAGUUUUCUGAGGAAGGCAAGCAUGUUAAUAUUCAGAAUAGUAGCAAAACUAUGUUUCCUGAUCAAGUCUUGAAUAAGGAGAAAGGUGUUUUAAAUAAGGCUAUUGAAAAGUCCUUGUGGACAGAAAAAACUAAAAAGGGUCAGAAUAUGGGAGAUGCUAAUUUUGUUAUCUUGAAGAAGGGUGAUAGUGGUGUUAUGAGUACAAGCAACCCUUUUGAUGUUCUUGACCAAUUGCCUACGGAUAAUGAUGAUGAGAAUGACCACAAAUGGUUUUUUGAUCAAGAAGCAGUCAAUUUCUACCUUGAGCGUGGUAUCAUACCACCUGCUGAUGUUUUUAUUGAAUGGUCGCAGGAGCAGGCUGAUUAUUACAGAAAUCAUACUAUGCGUGAGGAUGUUUAUCGUAAGGAUGAUGCCCCAGAAUUCAUGCAAGUUGAGGAUGAGGAUCGUAGAAGGGGGGGAGAAAGGUUGACUAAACCCAAAUUGUCUUCUCAAUGA
This is a messenger RNA of Cynara cardunculus var. scolymus (artichoke), 1455 nucleotides long. RefSeq lists its product as uncharacterized. The transcript has a single exon. NCBI's taxonomy places the organism in Eukaryota, Viridiplantae, Streptophyta, Magnoliopsida, Asterales, Asteraceae. The record is from RefSeq and is a predicted model, not a curated record. The coding region runs from base 1 to 1455 and encodes 484 amino acids.